GCCACUGCUGAGGGAGUCUUUGGAGGAUUCUCAGAAGGCCAGUUAAAAAUUUGUCUUUUUUAUCAUUCUGUGUAUGGGGAACUUCUGCAUUUGGAAGAACCAUUGACAAAUCUUGGAAACACCGUCAGAACAACAACGGGCAUUGGGACUCUCACUCUCUGAAGUGGACGCACUGACUUAAUCACUCUCUUUGUUCAUUUUUAUUUGAAAAUUAAUUUUUAGAGAUGAGGGAUGUUAACCUGGAGCACCAUGAACUCCAGUGCCUCCCUGGAGAAUGUCCAACUUACGUGGGUGUGAAUUCAGUCGUAAUUGACGUCAUGAAUUGAUCCGAACUAACAGCUUGCAGUGUGGAGAUCUGACGCUGCAGCUCGUUAUAGCGAAGCCUCUCUGACCACUCACACAUACAGUAACAUCCAGGCGGCGUGCUGCGCUCUCUGCUGCUGCUGCUCCUCAACACCUCUGAGAUACCGGACAAACAGCAGCCACUAAGGGGAAGGUUAAGAAAGGCAUUUUUUUGGGAACAUACAGGCACAUUGAUUUCCUCAAGCAGCAGUGGACGUGGAUUUAGGUAAAUCUAUGCCCAAAGAUGGGGCAGCUGACUGAAGACAUUGCAUUUCACUCCAACAUACCUGUGCCGCUGGACAUAACUGUGGCUGUGAUCUACUCGGUUUUUGGAAUCUGUUCCCUGUUUGGCAACAGCACACUGCUAUACAUCUCCUACAAGAAAAAACACCUCCUGAAGCCUGCCGAGUACUUCAUCAUCAACCUCGCUGUUAGUGACUUGGGCUUGACUCUCUCCCUUUACCCCAUGGCUAUAACUUCAAGCUUCUACCACCGGUGGCUCUAUGGGAAAACCGUCUGCUCCAUAUACGCAUUUUGCGGCAUGCUGUUUGGCAUCUGCAGUCUGACCACUCUAACCCUGCUAAGCGUGGUGUGCUUUGUUAAAGUAUGUUAUCCGCUCUACGGAAACAGGUUUAACUCUGUCCACGGCUGCCUGCUCAUUGCCUGCGCUUGGGUUUAUGCCCUGUUGUUUGCCUGUUCCCCCCUGGCCCACUGGGGAGAGUACGGACCGGAGCCUUAUGGCACCGCCUGUUGCAUUGACUGGCGCCUGUCCAAUGAGCACACCACUGCACGCUCCUACACUGUGGCGCUGUUCAUCUUCUGCUACAUCCUUCCAUGCUGCAUGAUUUUAGCGUCCUACACAGGCAUUCUGGUUACUGUGCAGGCGUCCCGCAAGACUAUGGAGCAGCAUUCAUCAAGGCAGACACACAUGAGCAGCAUCCAGAUUCUAAUAGUUAAGCUAAGUGUAGCUGUCUGCGUUGGCUUCUUUGCUGCAUGGAGUCCAUAUGCUGUGGUGUCCAUGUGGGCUGCCUUUGGACACGUUGAAAACAUCCCUCCUCUGGCAUUCGCCAUGCCAGCCAUGUUUGCCAAGUCCUCCACUAUCUACAACCCCAUCAUCUACCUGACGCUAAGACCGAACUUCCGCAGGAUCGUGUGCAGGGACAUAGGUACACUAUGCCAUGCCUGUCUGAAGGGCUGCCUCUGCCAGCGGUGCUCCUCAAAGUGCUGCUCAAAGCAAAAGAUCAGGAUCAGACUUCGUACAGUCCACAGACAGACCAGCCGCUUCCCAUCAGCCAACUCCUCUGCUCAGCCACCUCCUGUAACGUUCAAGGAGCACAACUGUGAGGAGUGCAAGGACGCCUUUGAAUGCUUCAAACACUACCCUCAAAUGUGUGGCAUCACUAACCUGGCUACCAGUGGAGACCUGUCAAAGGAUCAAAACACUCCAGUUUCCCAAAUACAAAAGCAGGAGGCUGAAGCUCUGUGUGCCAGAGCAAAAAGGACUUCAGAAAUAGACAACUUCCACAUUAAUUUAGAAAUGGUUCCAGGGCAGGCUAAAGUGGCUUGGCCCUGAUACUUAUUUCCAUUUAUAAUAUAAUAUCUAAAAUAUAAUAAUAUUUAAAAUAUAAUAAUUUAUGUAAUUGACUGAAUAUUUAUUAACAUUUUUGCAGGUUAUUUUCUUUAAAAUGCGCAAUUACAUUAUUUAUAUUGCAGGAAAUCUUGUUCAGGAAUUAAGAAUAUACUGCCUUAGUGUUUAUUUAUUUAUUUAUGCAUCUCGUCUUCUCCUCUAAAUGCCGGAUGUGAAUUUGACAGAAGACAGAAUGGCAGCUUUAUCUGGAAGGGUACAUUUAAUUUUCAGCUCCUUUCGUUUUUGAGUUAGUUGUCAAAUACCUGUACAUGGAAUCUGCACUUACGUUAUGUUAGUUUAUGUUAUGUACGUCUAUAUAUAUAUAUAUGCAUACAUACACCCCCUGUCAAAAGUUUUAGGACACUUUCUCAUUCAAAUAAAGUAGAACCUGUCCUACAACUUUUGACAGGGGGUGUAUUUCAUCAUAUGGAUGUGAUCAGGGCAGGACUCUGAUCAUACAUGCAAAGUUUCAGGCAGAUUGGAGCAUGUCCAGGGCAUUUACACAGCAUUUGAAAGUUCAUGGCGAAGGAUCAAAAUUCCAGAGGCCGCCACGGACACGCGCUUUGACUUUGGAAAAAGAUUUUAAUAACUUUGGAUUAUUAAGGCCUCCUGUAUGUACUGGCCGAAUUCGAGGUGAAUUGGAGUUUCCCCCUAGGAGUUCACUCUUGAAAAAAAUGAAAAAUGGGCAAAAUCUGACAUUCAACGCAAAAUAGCUCACUUCCUGUUGGGUUUGGAAUGUGGCUGUCACUGACUUUUUUGUUAAGCCUGAUGUGCUGCAUAUGUGUACCAAAUUUGGUAGAUACACGCCCUGUCAAAAGUUGUAGGACAGGUUCUACUUUAUUUGAAUGAGAAAGUGUCCUAAACCUUUUGACAGGGGGUGUAUGUAGUGUUCAUACUUCAUCUGUUUAAUUUAUAGUUGUGUUUUCUUGCUUUUCUUACUGUCACUUUGCUGCUGUGACGUUGCAAAUCACCCGUUGUGGGACUAAUAAAGGAUAUAUAUUCUGUUCUAUUCUACUGACGAUGAGUUUGCAAUCCCAAUAUUUUUUUAAUAUUUGCACUUAAUCCACCUCUGAAAUUAAAUUUUAGACUUGUUUUUGAGGCUUGAUUCAUUCAUUCAACCCAACCAAAAACAAACUGUGAAUUAAUUUCCCCCUAAAAUGUGCUACUAAAUCAGUUGAGAUUCAUCGAUUCAUUUCACUUCAUUUUUAGGUGUUGGGUCUUAAUUUUAACAUGGCACAAAUUUGCAUUAAAUUAUUCUGACUCUGACACAUCCUCCAGCUCAACUGGAAGAUAAUAAUAAUACCAGCUUCAUCAAGUUAAAUGGGGAAAAAAACAAUUAAAAAAAACAAACUCUGAACAUUUAAAUUAAUAGAUUUUGAGGUUGGAGUGUUUUUCAGGGAUUCACAUGCUCCAUUGCUCAUUUUUGACUAUUCGCUAAAAGUUCAUAAUAUAGUAAAUGUGUAUUCCUAGUGCUGAUUCCAUGGCUAAUGCUACCCUUAAAUGAAAGCUGGCAUUCUGCACUUUCAACAUGUUUCUGAUGAAUAUUGUGCAAACAGUUGCAGGCCUUAUAAACUACUUAAUAUUAUUUUUAAUAGACAUUUGCUGCUAGGAUAGAUUUAGUUCUAUUUAAGAUGUUUUUAGUGUUUUUUAAGUAUGAGAGUCACUUCUCUUAUGUUACCAUAUUAAAGUCGUAUUUAUGUUGAAUGAAUUUACUAUACAACUGAUACAGUGCUGUAGUAAUCUUGAGUUUGAAUGAUGACUUUGUUGUGAACGGAGUAUAACAUGUAUUCUGUGAUUUCUAAAGUAAACAGUGACGACUUGUUUAUGACAUCAGCACAUCCAUAUACAGUCGUGAGAACUACAAACCACCUCACUUCAAAAACACUUCCUUUAAAAUGCCAGUCCGAGUAUUGUUUACACUUGAAAACUGCAGGUUUAUAGCUAUAGAUGGUGCUUGAUCAGCUAUCUAUGAACACACUGUGCAUGAAACUACUUUCAACACAUGGUACAGUUCUGUCUAUAUGCAUUGCACAGUCUACAAGUCAGCUGUUAUCAUGUUUACAGUGGAAUGCGAUUGAUUGCCGAACAAUAUAAUGUAUAUUUAUGUCACUGUAAGAGAUGGAAAGCGAAGAAAAAAAAACAAAAAAGCUAACACAAGCCAAAUAAUGCUUCUGUAGAUAUUCAUAGUUUGAUAAUUGCUGUUGAAAAUCUAUGAAGUUAAUGUUGUCUGUAACUGUGUGUAAAUCCAUUUAGUAAAGAAAACAUGGCUAGAAUGGGAUCUGGAUAAUUACACCUCAAGCUGUUGUUUGAAUUCCUCAGCCGUCACAGAAAUGUUUCUCUCAAAUAAGCUGAUCCCAACAAACUACAUCUAUUUCAUCUAAAUAAAACAUUGUUGUUUUACACAA
This is a messenger RNA of Acanthochromis polyacanthus (spiny chromis), 4374 nucleotides long. RefSeq names its product opsin 7, group member a (gene opn7a). The record is from RefSeq and is a predicted model, not a curated record. The coding region runs from base 587 to 1915 and encodes 442 amino acids. Gene Ontology annotation, cellular component: membrane. Gene Ontology annotation, molecular function: G protein-coupled receptor activity. NCBI's taxonomy places the organism in Eukaryota, Metazoa, Chordata, Actinopteri, Pomacentridae. Gene Ontology annotation, biological process: visual perception; G protein-coupled receptor signaling pathway. The transcript has 6 exons.